GAUCGCAAGGGUGGUGGAAAAAAGUAGUAGACUCCGAGGAAUGUAUGUGUGCAUGUGUUUUUUCCUUUUAUCUCACCAGGGAAGAAGCAGAUGGAGAGGAUUCUUCAAUCUAUAUAGAGAGAUUCCUCGCGUCAUUUUGAGGAAAGCACAUUAUUUAUAUUAUAUCCAUCUUGAAAAUUCAAAGAUUAAGACAGCUUUAAUACGAAAAUGCAUUUUCUCACCCAAACCCUCGUUGCUGCAGCUUUUCUCGCAGGUGCUGUUUUUUCUGUUCCUCAAGGUGUCCCUCCCAAUGGUAGUGGUGGUGGUGAUCAAUCUACUGUGCGUUUUAUUUCAUUUUUCUUUCCCCCUCUUUCGUUCCCCCUCUAACUCUUUCUUUUCCCUUACCUCUCUCAACACUCUCUUCCUUUCAUCCACACAAGCAGAAUUUGCAAAACUAACAAAAAGACAGUGCUACUGGAACUGUUGCGAAUACGAUCCCUCCACCCUUGGAACACUCUGCAGAAAUAACGAAGCGCCUUAUCCAUACGGAGUCGAUUGUUAUCCAGCGUUGGACGCGGCGAAUAUGACGUGUUGUCAUCAGACGGAUUGUCAGGAUCAGACUUACUUUACGACGCCGAUUGUGGUUAUAUAGGGACUUGGGGUUGUGAAAUUGGGUAGAUGGAAGGGGCUUUAGUUAUUGGGGCGGGGCUUUGGAGGGGAGAGGUGGAUUGGAGGGAAUGUGGUGGGUUUGAGUGUGGAGUUGAGGGGAAGAAAGGUGUUGGCUUGGCGAUUUCGUUCGGGACUGUGGAUUAUAAUGGCAACAGGCGGAUGAUCUUGAUUCGAACA
Molecule: messenger RNA, 825 nt
Organism: Botrytis cinerea B05.10
Lineage: Eukaryota; Fungi; Ascomycota; Leotiomycetes; Helotiales; Sclerotiniaceae
Exons: 1
Coding region: 208-366 (52 amino acids)
Source: RefSeq, a predicted model, not a curated record